GUCCCUAAAACCCUUGUGGCGGACACACAAUACGAGUGGGUUGGGCUCGCAUGCGUUCCUUAUUCGCUCUUAUUUCGUCGUCAAUUUCGAUUCGUCGCCGUUGCGUAAUCUCUCCACUCAUCACCCCUCGUCGCCGUUACUCACUCUCUUCAUACAUCACCGGCCGACCCAUGGACGCCACCGCCGAACAACCACUCCGCACAACUCUCGCCGACAAAAUCGCGCGCAUCGAAACCCAAGGCAACUCCGUCCGUCAAUUGAAGGCCUCCGGCGCGGCCAAGCCGGAAAUUGCCGCCGCCGUCGAUGCCCUAAACGCACUCAAACUCGAGAAGGCUUCAAUCGAGAGCCAGCUCCAAGCCGCCAUUUCCGGCAACGUCGUCAACAGGGAUGCUUUCCGUCAGGCCGUCGUCAACACUCUUGAACGCCGUUUGUUCUACAUUCCUUCCUUCAAGAUAUAUCGUGGCGUCGCUGGUCUUUACGAUUACGGCCCACCGGGUUGCGCCGUCAAGUCUAACGUUCUCGCUUUCUGGCGCCAGCAUUUUGUUUUGGAGGAGAACAUGUUGGAAGUCGAUUGCCCCUGUGUCACGCCCGAGAUUGUUCUGAAGGCGUCGGGUCAUGUUGAAAAAUUUACUGACCUUAUGGUGAAGGACGAGAAGACCGGGAUGUGCUACCGAGCAGAUCACUUGCUCAAGGAUUUUUGCAAGGAGAAGCUUGAAAAGGACCUAACUAUGACUGCAGAGAAAGCUGCAGAAUUUAAACAUGUUCUUGCGGUUUUGGAUGAUCUCUCUCCCGAACAACUUGGUGCAAAGAUCAAGGAGUAUGGUAUAACGGCUCCAGACACUAAGAAUCCUCUUUCGGAUCCUUACCCAUUCAAUCUGAUGUUUCAGACAUCAAUUGGUCCAUCUGGCUUGAGCACUGGGUAUAUGCGGCCUGAAACAGCACAAGGCAUAUUUGUAAAUUUUAAGGACUUAUAUUAUUAUAAUGGGAACAAGCUCCCUUUCGCUGCAGCUCAAAUUGGUCAGGCCUUUAGAAAUGAGAUAUCUCCUCGACAAGGACUUCUAAGAGUCCGGGAGUUCACAUUGGCGGAGAUUGAGCACUUUGUUGAUCCUGAAGAUAAAUCUCAUCCAAAAUAUUCUGAAGUUUCAAACUUGGAAUUUCUUAUGUUUCCAAGGGAAGAACAAAUGUCUGGGCAAUCGGCAAAGAGAUUUCCUCUUGGUGAAGCGGUUUCCAGGGGGAUCGUCAACAAUGAAACACUCGCAUACUUCAUUGGCAGAGUAUAUCUCUUUCUAACGCGCCUCGGAAUAGACAAAGAAAAAUUACGUUUCAGGCAGCACCUUCCAAAUGAAAUGGCCCACUAUGCCGCUGACUGUUGGGAUGCUGAAAUCGAAUGUUCUUAUGGUUGGAUUGAGUGUGUCGGAAUCGCUGAUAGAUCUGCAUAUGACUUGCGUGCUCACACGGAAAAAAGUGGUGUCUCCCUCGUAGCUCAGGAAAAAUUCUCAGAACCCAGAGAGGUGGAGAAACUGAUUAUAGCUACGGUGAAGAAGGAGCUGGGUCUCGCAUUCAAGGGGAACCAAAAGAUGGUAGUUGAAGCUUUGGAGGCCAUGGAUGAGAAUGAAGCUAUGAAUAUGAAGGCUACUUUGGAAUCCAAUGGAGAAGCAGAGUUCCAUGUCUGCACCCUUGGGAAAGCAGUCACCAUCAAGAAAAACAUGGUCACAAUUUCGAAGGAGAAAAAGAAAGAACACCAGAGAGUUUUCACACCUUCAGUGAUUGAGCCUUCUUUUGGCAUUGGACGGAUAAUAUAUUGUCUUUUUGAGCAUUCUUUCUACACGAGGCCAAGUAAAGCUGGAGAUGAGCAGCUAAAUGUGUUCCGUUUCCCACCUCUUGUGGCGCCUAUCAAAUGCACCGUCUUCCCAUUGGUACAAAAUCAACAAUAUGAGGAAGUUGCCAAACUUAUCUCCAAGUCACUGACUGCAACUGGAAUAUCACAUAAGAUCGACAUUACAGGUACCUCAAUAGGGAAACGAUAUGCAAGAACAGAUGAACUUGGUGUACCGUUUGCCAUUACCGUGGAUUCAACAUCAUCCGUAACAAUCCGGGAGAGGGACAGUAAGGAUCAAAUUCGCGUGGGUGUGGAAAAGGUUGCAUCAGUUGUGAAGGAGGUGACUGAAGGACAGAGUACAUGGGCAGAUGUUUUGAACUUAUACCCAGCUCAUUCAUCAGCAUCUGCAGAUGAAUAAAUGAGUGACUUUGGGUAAUCAAGACACUGAAUCAGGGGCUAAAAUAUGCUUUAUUUAAAAUAAAUAUAUAUACAAAAAAAAAGAAAGUGGACAUACAAUUUUUGAAAUUUCUGUUUUCUGACACCAAGCAGCAGACCAACUCAUUUUCGUAUGCAAGGACACUUUAUUUUUUUCUUAUAUGGAAGUUAUUGUUUUUCAA
Messenger RNA from Cornus florida, 2436 nucleotides. RefSeq names its product glycine--tRNA ligase, mitochondrial 1-like. NCBI's taxonomy places the organism in Eukaryota, Viridiplantae, Streptophyta, Magnoliopsida, Cornales, Cornaceae. Gene Ontology annotation, cellular component: mitochondrion; cytoplasm. The record is from RefSeq and is a predicted model, not a curated record. Gene Ontology annotation, biological process: mitochondrial glycyl-tRNA aminoacylation. Gene Ontology annotation, molecular function: glycine-tRNA ligase activity; ATP binding. Bases 51 to 2237 code for a protein of 728 amino acids. The transcript has 9 exons.